Molecule: messenger RNA, 2036 nt
Organism: Erinaceus europaeus (western European hedgehog)
Lineage: Eukaryota; Metazoa; Chordata; Mammalia; Eulipotyphla; Erinaceidae
Gene: RAB12
Product: RAB12, member RAS oncogene family
Exons: 6
Coding region: 38-934 (298 amino acids)
Biological process (GO): protein secretion; Golgi vesicle fusion to target membrane; protein localization to plasma membrane
Cellular component (GO): synaptic vesicle; endosome; trans-Golgi network transport vesicle
Molecular function (GO): GTP binding; GTPase activity
Source: RefSeq, a predicted model, not a curated record
GCCCCGCGGCGGAGCUUCCUGCCCCUCCUCGUCCGGGAUGCUUCUGCCGCUGCUGCGGAAUAGCUGCUUCCCUCCCUCCUCUCCCGGCGGCGGCGUGGACGGCGGCGCCCAGCACCGGCCGGCGGCGCAGGGGCCUCGCGAGCGGGGCGGGGAGCCCGGGCCCGGGGCGGCGCGCGGCCGGGGGCAGCCGUGUGCGCGCAUGGAUCCGGGCGCCGCGCUGCAGGGGCGGGGGGCGGCGGGCGGCGGGCUGGGCCCGGGCUCCCCGGCGCUGUCGGGCGGCCAGUCGCGCCGGAGGAAGCAGCCCCCGCGGCCGGCGGACUUCAAGCUGCAGGUCAUCAUCAUCGGCUCCCGCGGGGUGGGCAAGACGAGCCUGAUGGAGCGCUUCACCGACGACACCUUCUGCGAGGCCUGCAAGUCCACCGUGGGUGUUGACUUUAAAAUCAAAACAGUAGAACUACGAGGAAAGAAAAUCAGGUUACAGAUCUGGGACACGGCAGGGCAGGAGCGAUUCAACAGCAUUACCUCAGCUUAUUACAGAAGUGCCAAGGGGAUCAUACUAGUCUAUGAUAUCACCAAGAAGGAGACAUUUGAUGAUUUGCCAAAAUGGAUGAAGAUGAUUGACAAGUAUGCCUCAGAAGAUGCAGAACUUCUGCUCGUUGGAAAUAAGUUGGACUGUGAAACUGACAGAGAAAUCACCAGGCAGCAGGGUGAGAAGUUUGCACAGCAGAUAACUGGGAUGCGGUUCUGUGAAGCAAGUGCCAAGGAUAACUUCAAUGUGGAUGAGAUCUUUCUGAAACUUGUCGAUGACAUUCUAAAGAAGAUGCCUCUGGAGGUGUUACGGAGCGAGCUGUCCAACAGCAUACUCUCCUUACAGCCAGAGCCUGAGAUCCCACCAGAACUGCCUCCGCCGAGACCCCACGUGAGAUGCUGUUGAUUCGCCGCUUUGGAGACGGAAUGGAAAUGAAUCCUGGAAAAGGGGAGAAAUUUCCUAUCCUGCACUACAAUCAUCCUGACAAUUUCCUGUCGCACUUUGUGAUCCAAGUCAGAGCUAGACACUAACUUGUAAAUACGCAAAUAUUGCGAUCCUGGGUAAGUUUUGGUUAGAAUUCACUUAUUUCCCUCCAAAUUAUAUUUCAUGCUAAGUUAUCCCAGUACCUAGUGUACACACACUGGAAAACAACAGUACUUCCAUUACAGAGAACGGGAGAAACAAGAGAUGGUUUUGAAAUGGAUUUAAUUGUCCUUGUUGAUCAUUUGAUGAGGAUGGAAGAUAUUCUGAUAAGAAGAAUGAAUGUUGGUGCUUUGCUUACUGUUUUAAAGGAAAUUUGUAGGACGGAAGACUUUUUUGUUGGGGAGGGGGCGUAAAGGCUGUCUUAAGUGCUUUUUCUUUAUUCACAAGACAUUUCCCCCACCUGUAGCAUCUUUGAAAUAUCUGUGCUCUGCCACAGAGCAAAGCCCCACUCAUAGCUGACCUUGAAGGUUAUUCAUUAUUGUAAGUAACAGUAGAAUAUUACUACUUAGAGAAUAGGAUUUGACUCGGUUCUGAGGCUACAGAAUCUCUCUUAUGGAUUCCUAAUGGACAAAGGAAAACCUUAUGCUUUUAAGGACUAUAAAGACUCAAUAAAGGAGUGUUUUGAAACUAGAAGAUUUUAAAACAACGCUGCUGUCCUAAACAAAUCCUGUUGAAAGGAACUUUAAAGAAAUACAUUUUACUAUAUCAAAGAACAUACAUGUAUUUGCCUAAACAUUCUAUACCUUUGUAAUGAUAAAGUUUCUCCCCAUUAUUACAUGGUGAAGAUUAUUCCUAUUAAGCCUAAAUUGUUUAUUUCCCCCCCCCCUUUUUUUUUUCCUGGUCGGAAAUGAAUUUGUGAACUCUUUGGUAUAUCUUUUAUUAAGCUGCACUGUUUUGUUUAGUCAAGGUAAAUAAGUAAUUAUGUAUUUGAAUAACUCAGCGUGUCUUGAGUGUUGUGAUAUGAAAAGCAUUGUGGUCUUUCUACACUAAUGAAGUGCAAAUAAAAUUUUGUAUUUAUGAAUGA